AUGGCAUCUAGAAUAAAUACCAGUUUCACUUUGAUUCCCAACCAGAAAUAUAGACGUAGUAAUCGUCGAUCCAGCUGUGCUUCCAGCACCCUUUAUUCAGAUUCUCAGCCCUUAUCAGCGCUUGGAAAUUUUAAAGCUUUGCCAUUGGAAAUAUUCCAAAUAAUCUUAAGAUAUUUGUCAGUGAAGGAUAUCAGCAUACUAAGCAUGGUGUCCAAAACAUUCAGCCAGCACAUUAUUAAUUAUAUCUCAACCUCAUCAGGAAGCAAAAGGCUUCUACUGCAGGACUUUCAUAACCUUGAGCUGCCUGGCCAGAGACAAGACUCUGCUAUAUUGGAACACUACAGAUCUCUAGGUUUACUAUUUAAAAGAUGUACACUGCUGCUACCCACAAAGGAAAGACUAAAGUAUAUUCACAAGAUACUCGCAGAAGUUUCCUGUUUUAAAUUCAAUGGCUGUGCAGCUCCUAUGCAAUGUUUAGGAUUAUCAUGUUAUGGCAUGUUUUUACAGAUCUUAACAGCAGGUUGGGAUGAACUUGAGUGCCAUCGUGUUUUUAACUUCUUAUGUGAGCUGACUAGUCUCUCCCGCAAGGUGCAGACCACUGUCUUCAGCAAACCAGGAAAUGCCCGAAAACUGGAGUUAAGGAUCAGACUGUUCUGUAGGAAUGUUCUGCUUGAUCAUUGGACACAUAGAAGUGAUUCUGCUUUUUGGUUGACAUGUAUAUUAAAACCAUGGCCAAUGGUGAAUCAGGCAAGAUUACUGUAUAUCAUCUUUGGACCAAUAUCUCCUCAAGAUGGACAAGUGGUUUGGCAGAAAAUGAUAGAAGAACCUACAGAUGAAUCUAGUCUGAAAGGUUUGGCUGAUGCCAUUAAAUUACUAUAUGACACAGGCAUCAAAGAGUGGACAGCAGAUGAUGUGAUCAGCCUUAUAGAUGAACUAUCAGUGGUUCCUCGUGAGUGGCUUCUAGAAAAUAAUGCACGUCUCCUAAUCCUAAGUGGGAACGACAUCUGUUUUACUUUCAUGGCUAGUAAAGCUGUGAAUGGACGGACUAUUGAACUAGCAAGACUGAUAGUCUUUUUGGCUUUGGUGUGCGAGAAAGAACUAUACUGCAUGGAUUGGACAGUUAAAAUAAUGCAAAGACUCUGUAAAAUCUUUAAUACUUCAGUGGAAAAACAUAACUUCCUGCAGAAUGUGGCGAAUGCAUUUGCAUGUAUUAUAAUGGAAAUGCUGCAGUCAGUUAUGUCAGGAGACCAUGAUGAAGAGGACAGAAACUUUUUGAAUUUGUUCCAUCUUGUGCAUGCUCAGGCUAACUUCCAUAAGGAGGUCCUGUAUUUGACCGUGGAGUCUGCCUCUACCUAA
Messenger RNA from Pteronotus mesoamericanus, 1356 nucleotides. It is a transcript of the gene FBXO47, whose product is annotated as F-box protein 47. NCBI's taxonomy places the organism in Eukaryota, Metazoa, Chordata, Mammalia, Chiroptera, Mormoopidae. The coding region runs from base 1 to 1356 and encodes 451 amino acids. The record is from RefSeq and is a predicted model, not a curated record. The transcript is spliced from 10 exons. Gene Ontology annotation, molecular function: protein binding.